CACCAAGUCUAACCCCAUUGCCUAAACAAAUGCACCUUAUGUGUUGUCCCCAAAAAAAAUGGUUAAAUAUAUAAAGUAUAAUGCGCACGUUAGCAUUGAGAAGGUUGAUCUUCUUCCCUUUAGAUAAAAUUAAAUCAGAUUAGGUUGGGUUCGGUUGGGUUGGGUUUCUUUCAAUCCAAGGACGGAAAUGGCGAAGCCUUCCUCCGAGUUGAUUAAGGCGUUACUCUCUCCCACAGCGGUGAUCUCCAAGGACCUUUCUCCCGAAGUCGUUGACCGAGUUCUGAUUUUUCUCUCCAACGUCGGCGCCGCAAAACCCAUUCCCGAUCACUGCAACACCAAAGGUUUCUUUUCCGACGUCAUCACCGCCGUACUUAAACCCCUCACUGUUUCCCCUGGACACAUCACCUGCCUCCUCACCGUCAAACCCGCCGUCGCUAACUUCUAUGGAUCGCUUCAUGGAGGAGCUCUGGCAGCUGUAGCCGAGGCGAUCUCCAUAGCUUGUGCUAAAACGGUUUUAGGUGACGAUAAGGAAUUUUUUCUUGGUGAACAGAGCAUGUCUUAUCUCUCUGCUGCUCCAGUCGAUGCAGAGGUAAUUGCUAAUGCACAAGUGGUGAGAAGUGGAAGGAAUUUGACUGUAAUAUCAAUUGAUUUUAAAUUGAGGAAAACCCAGAAGCUGGUCUAUACAGCUCGCGCCACCUUCUAUAACAUGCCUGUUUCUAAAUUAUGACAUUCCUUCGUCCAGGAAUUUAGGUACUCAUGUUUAUGUAACAAGCAAAUGUGUCUGUAAGUCGUAUAAGAUUUCUCCCUGUGAUGAUUCUCAUUGUUGAAAACCAUAUAAUGCAUUCUCUUCAUUGAUGCCUACACAUAA
Messenger RNA from Cannabis sativa, 868 nucleotides. RefSeq lists its product as uncharacterized. The transcript is spliced from 3 exons. NCBI's taxonomy places the organism in Eukaryota, Viridiplantae, Streptophyta, Magnoliopsida, Rosales, Cannabaceae. Gene Ontology annotation, molecular function: fatty acyl-CoA hydrolase activity. The coding region runs from base 188 to 727 and encodes 179 amino acids. The record is from RefSeq and is a predicted model, not a curated record.